GCGUCUCAUCCGCCUUUUAGGAACCUUUGAGUUCACAGGGAUUCAGCUCGGACGUGUCAUGAGUACAGACAACUGAAAGGACACUAUUGAUAUACAUGACUCUCUUCGGUUCUUGCCAUACAAGGAUAAAUCUGCCGUGAUAAAAGUUUGACUACAGUCGUUUGAAUCAUUUUCGGUGCCGUGUUGGAUCUGGGUAUCUGCUCAUGUGAGUUUUUCUCCAGCUAUGGAACCCUGGCCUCUCAUGGCCUGGGGCCUAAUGCUGACCGCCAUCGCCAGCUGGAUCAAAGCGGUUCAAUCGAGAGACUUUACAGAAAAGGAUAUUAUUUUUCUCCAUCCUUCAACAACUCCAUAUCCAGGAGGAUUUAAAUGUUUUACUUGUGAAGAUGCACCUGACAACUACGAAUGCAACCGCUGGGCUCCAGAUCUCUACUGUCCACGAGAGAGCAGAUAUUGCUACACACACCAUAAGAUGAGCUGGGAUGGAAACACGGUGUCGGUGACAAAGCGUUGUGUGGCAAUGGAAGACUGUCUUGCAACAGGAUGCUCUGACAUGGACCAUGAAGGAAACAAGGUGUGUAUAUCCUGUUGUGAGGGGAACAUCUGUAACAUGCCCCUUCCACGAAACGAGACUGACGCCAUCUUUGCCACGACGUCUCCCAUUAACGAGAGUGUUCGGCCAGCACAGAGUCAUGCGUUGCUGCUUUCUGUCUGUAUCAUCAGUCUGAUGCUCCGCAGUAUUAACUGAGAGAAUCGCCCGGAGUGGAAUAAACCUUUAUGGCAGUGAUUUAGGAAAUCAUUGACUUGUGCCAGUCAGCUGUAGGCUUUACCCUUCUCAAAAUGAAGUGUUAGUUCUUGGAUUUCUUAUACAUACAUGCUUAUGAAUCCUAUACUAAUAUUCCAUAUGAAAAAAAAAAAUUGUAUGGUUGCCCUGAAGCUGAGUGGACUUGUCUAAUAAUUAGGGUCUGAGCUUUUUGCAAUAGACGUGGGAUGAGGAUAUUUAUGGCAAAACUGACACAUACCUGCACAUUUUUUUGUUUUGAGUCAAUGUGAGUGUUUUAUACAUUUGUAUAGAUAUAUUUAUUUUUUUAUUCAUCCAUUUUUGUAGGAAGCUGAACUGUGUGUUGUCGGCUGUAGGUAUGAACGUUAGGGGUCAAGCUGCGUAAAUUUUCCACCUACCCCUCUCAUCGUUGUUAGAGUAUUUUCGUCAUCAUGGAAAAGGGCUUGGCACCUAUAGGAACCAAGUUCAGCAUGUCAUUCCUCGCUCCUAUAAAAAGAACAUUCUUUUUUAGUUUUGCACUGUGUAUUUGUGUCAUAAUGCAACAUGUUUUAGAAAAGCACUUGUGUACAGAUUGUCAUGUGAAAGCGUGGUGACUAGCAUUGAACGUCCAUAUAGCCUACAGUGAAGGGCUUUAAUAUUAUAAUGUAUACAUAUGUUCCUACACAUUUGUCAGAUUUAUUGUUGUGUAUUGUAAUGUUUCCUAAUCAUGAUUCCUGGCUGACUGUGCAGUCAGCAAAAAAGUGUUGAGUCUGCAGCGACAGUGUUAUUUUUUUCAGGCGUUAAGAUUUGUUUAGGCGAUCUGCCCGGCUGUAAAUGAAGCUAUUUCCUGUUUCUUCUCCGUCUUUUGUUGAGUUAUGAAAAGUAUUGUAACAUUCACUGAAAUCAUUAUGUUCACUUCCGUACAAUAUAAAGGGCAUGGUGAUCACAGAAGGGCUCAAAACCUUUACUCAGGUAAUUAUGGACCAGUUAGUGCCAGUUUAGUAAUUCACAAAACACCUUUAACCUGAGCAAACAAUCUGAGGUCAUAUGCAUUAAACAUGUCUCUGAAUGUCAUUAGCACGGAUUUAUAACAUUAUGUACAUAAAAAGGUUUUUAAAUCAGUUUUUACUCUCAUUUUAACUAUAAUAAAAAAAUACAGAUUUGUAAUAAGAUUGCAUGAACUUUUUAUACUUACAAAAUUGUGAAUGCUGCAUGCCAUCGUGUGCCAAGGCUUCUUAUAAAUGUAGAUAUUUUUUUCUACGCUUGUUUGUAAUAUCCCUGUAUAUUCUUGUGUACAUAAUUUUGGAUAUGUUUUUAAAUCACACCUUUCAUUGGAGUAUAUUGGUAACACUUCUGUGGUCUCUUACUUGUUGUAUGUAUUAAAUAUAAAUGUUUACUGAUGUUUUG
This is a messenger RNA of Labeo rohita (rohu), 2164 nucleotides long. It is a transcript of the gene lypd6, whose product is annotated as LY6/PLAUR domain containing 6. Gene Ontology annotation, molecular function: acetylcholine receptor inhibitor activity. Gene Ontology annotation, biological process: positive regulation of canonical Wnt signaling pathway. The record is from RefSeq and is a predicted model, not a curated record. Bases 224 to 745 code for a protein of 173 amino acids. The transcript has 5 exons. NCBI's taxonomy places the organism in Eukaryota, Metazoa, Chordata, Actinopteri, Cypriniformes, Cyprinidae.